CAUAUGACUGCUUUCCCGAUUAGCCCACUAGCUAGCUGGAUGAUGAUGGCUGUUAAAACGAAAGUGUGGAAGCCAGGUGCACGCUCUCAAUCUUAAUGCUCAUAUCAUAUGGCAAAACUAUCAGUGAAUUGUUAUUUUGCGUGCCUUCUGAUAUGGCUUGAUAUUUGGUUCUUGGAGUGUAAAAGCAUUAGUUCCUCAUUGGACGAUGACCUACUAUCGCCAUACCUGUACGGCCACGGCCCCUCCCACUCCAACCGGCAUGUCCGAGACUGCCAACCCGUGGUCCAUGGCAACGUCACCCACCAGACCUGGCCGGCCAGCCACCACACAGGGGUGCCUGUGGCUGAGUCCAAAGUAUUCAUUUCAGACAUCCCUGGCACAUCGAGAUGGGUUUCAGGUCACCUGACUGUGGUCCAUGACCCCUUGAGGACGCUGUCUGUGCUGGAGCCGGGAGGGCCGGGGGGUUGUGGGAAGAACAAGAGGGAGGAGGUGGAGGAGACCGCUAGAGCCGGCAAGUGUCUCUAUGCCCAGAACGGAGGCUUCUUUGCUACUAGGAACGGGGAGUGUUUGGGCAAUGUAGUGAGCAACGGGGUGUUGGUGAAGAACAGCCUGGGCCUUCAGAACGCCCAGUUCGGCAUCAGGAGGGACGGGACCCUGGUGUUUGGUUAUCUUUCUGAGGAGGACGUACUGGAUGAGGCCAACCCCUUUGUGCAGUUGGUCAGUGGGGUUGUGUGGCUGCUUCGAAAUGGCCAGGUCUACAUCAACGAGAGCAUGAAGGCAGAGUGUAACAGUACACAGGAGACAGGGACGUUCCUCCAAUUUGUGGAUGUGGUGUCAGCUCGGACAGCGGUUGGUCACGAUAAGGAGGGCAAACUGAUCCUGUUCCACAUAAACGGACAGACUAAACAUAGAGGCAUGACUCUUUGGGAAGUGGCACAUUUUCUGAAAGAUCAAGGGGUCAUCAAUGCCAUCAACCUGGAUGGGGGUGGUUCCUCCACCUACGUGGUGAACGGCUCAUUGGCCAGCUACCCGUCUGACCACUGUGUGGUUGACAACAUGUGGCGCUGCCCCCGACGGGUCUCCACCAUCCUGUGUGUCCACCAGCCCCUGUGCCAGCCUGAGGACUGCUCUGGGCAUGGGAUCUGCCAGGACGGGAUCUGCCAAUGCCAGAAGGGCUGGAGUGGCACGGGCUGUGGCACCGCGCUCUGCCACCCGGCCAGCUGUGGAGCCCACGGUGUCUGUUCACAGGGUGACUGUGUCUGUGAUGCUGGAUGGAGAGGGGAGAACUGCAGUCAAGUGUGUGCUUUGGGUUUCUACGGUGACAGCUGUAACCAGACAUGUGCCUGCAGUAACGGGGGCGUGUGUGAUCCUGUCCACGGAAGCUGCACCUGCCUCAGUGGUUUCCAUGGCGAUUCCUGUGAACAAAAGUGUCCUCUGGGUUUCUACGGGCUGGACUGUGGGCAUUUGUGCAAUUGCCAGGACAUGUGUCCAUGUGACCCAGUCACGGGAAGCUGUCACGCCGUGUUCCAGGGAGAGAGGAAUGCUACCAUCCACAGAGCCGGCCAUUGUCUGGCCAGUCAGAUGUUUGCGACAUGGAAAGAGGAGGCGCACAAAUCCAGGCCUUAUCUCACUGAGCAGAGCUGGAUGAUCCUGACUGGCCUUUUGACCUCUCUGCUAGUUGCCAGCUUGUUGGGUCACCUGCUCACCGCGUAUCGGGGGUCCAGAGCGAACCCCCCUGGCCGUCAGGACUACUCCUACGUACCACUUAGUGAUAUUAACAGUGGUGCAGUUGGUCCAGGUGUCCAAGGGGACAGUCCACUGGCCAGAGGAGCCUUUGAGCUGGACGACUCAGAUUCUGACGAGUGAACCUCCUACUGUUAGGACCGUGUCAGGAGGAGCUCUCUUUAACCUAUACAAUGAUGAGAAGAGGGUGAACGUUUAGUUAGAGGCGGAGAACGUGAUGCAGUCAAAGGAGAGGAAGAGGUGAAGCCCAUGUGAGAUGCUGUGAGUGGACUACUGAUUAUAUGGCUGUAUUUCUCUGAUUUGGAGUGGAACAAUCUAAUGAAGACUACAUUUUUAGGUCUGUGUCAGUGAGUCAUGUUUUGGUACAUUGUAUAAAACAUUGAGGUAAAGUUAGUUCAAUGAUGUGUUAUGUCACCUAUGCAUUUAGUUGGGCCAACGGGCAAGGGCAUGAAGUGUAAUUCUGUAUUUUCAGGAAACAAACUUUUCAAACUGA
Messenger RNA from Esox lucius (northern pike), 2236 nucleotides. RefSeq names its product N-acetylglucosamine-1-phosphodiester alpha-N-acetylglucosaminidase (gene nagpa). The transcript is spliced from 12 exons. The record is from RefSeq and is a predicted model, not a curated record. Lineage: Eukaryota; Metazoa; Chordata; Actinopteri; Esociformes; Esocidae. The coding region runs from base 109 to 1866 and encodes 585 amino acids.